Rhododendron vialii is the source of this 2038-nucleotide messenger RNA. RefSeq lists its product as uncharacterized. The record is from RefSeq and is a predicted model, not a curated record. Bases 172 to 1494 code for a protein of 440 amino acids. Lineage: Eukaryota; Viridiplantae; Streptophyta; Magnoliopsida; Ericales; Ericaceae. The transcript is spliced from 2 exons.
AGAGAGAGAGAGAGAGAGAGAGAGAGAGAGAGAGAGAGAUCUGAUUUCCUUCGUCGUUCGCAUUCAAUUUCUCUGAUCGAGCAAGUCGCAGCCUUCUGACGGUAUGAAGCAGUAAUCGUGGGUUGAAAUUAGGUGAAUUGGUCGAUCGAGGAAAAAGAUCAAAGAAGAGAGAUGAAUAACCACAACCACAACAACGCUCUGGAUACUAUAAGCGCGGCCGCGACUGCGAUUGCGUCGGCCGAGAGUCGUACGCCUCAAGCUUCAGUUCAGAAAAGAAGAUGGGGAAGCUGCUGGAGCAUAUACUGGUGUUUUGGGUCUCAAAAACCAAACAAACGAAUUGGGCACGCCGUUCUUUCUCCUGAAACAACAGUUCCUGGAGCAGCAGUUACUGCAGCUGAAGUUCCACCCCAAGCGCCUGCUCUUGUACUCCCCUUUGUUGCACCUCCCUCCUCUCCUGCAUCUUUCCUUCACUCAGAACCUCCUUCGUGUACACAAUCACCAGCAGUUUCCCUGUCUAUAUCUGCCAGCAUGUAUUCCCCCGGUCCCACCUCCAUCUUUGCUAUUGGACCUUACGCUCAUGAGACCCAGCUAGUCUCACCACCAGUCUUCUCCACCUACACCACUGAACCAUCCACCGCUCCUUUUACUCCUCCUCCUGAGUCUGUCCAAGUGACUACACCUUCAUCUCCUGAAGUCCCGUUUGCUCGGCUCCUUGACCCCAAUCACCAAAAUAGAGCAUCUAGUCAGAGAUUCCAUUUGUCUCAUCAUGAAUUCCAAUCAUAUCUUUACCCUGGAAGUCCUGUGGGCCACUUGAUCUCGCCCAGUUCAGGUAUCUCCAAUUCAGGCACCUCAUCUCCUUUCCCCGAUCGUGAAUUUAUUCCUGGUGGUCCUCAGUUCCAAAUUGGGGACCCUCCCAAGCUUUUGAACCUUGACAAGCUGUCAGCCCGCGGAUGGCGAUCCGAGCAAGGAUCUGGGUCCUUGACCCCUGAUGCUGUGGGACCCAGAUCGCGGGACGGUUGUCUUCUGGAUCGUCAAAAGUCAGACAUUACAUCGCUGUCAACUUCAUUCAAUGGGUGGAGAAAUGCUGAAGCUAUUGUCGAUCAUAGAGUAUCUUUUGAGGUUACUGCUGAAGAUGUAGUCAGAUGCCUGGCAAAGGUGCCAUCUGUGGCCAGGCCUGUAUCACCAUAUCUAGAAAAUGCAGAAAUUUCUGCUGAAAUGGAUGAGCACGUUGAUCGUGGAGCCCAUCCUGGUGAAAUAUCUGACAACGCCAACGAGAAAACGUCCGCGGAUGGAGAGGAAGGGCAGCGGCCUCAGAGACAUCGCUCUAUUACGCUUGGUUCUGUUAAGGAAUUCAACUUUGACAAUGCGAAUCGUGGAAACUCAGACAACCCUACUAUUGGCUCCGACUGGUGGGCCAAUGAGAAGGUAAUUGGGAAGGAGCAGGAGCCCUCUAUGGACUGGGCCUUCUUUCCUAUUGUACAGUCAGGUCCGUGAGCUAACUGAUACGGGCAUCACAAGUUCCGGGGAGCACAAAUGAAACCUUGGCUUGAUUUUGGCAUUUCCAAUUCCACCGGGAUAGCCCUUUCUUGAAAAUAUUUGGAUGAAAUGAUGGGGAAUUGGGUUUCUUAAACUGGAAAAGACGAUAUGCUCGGGUGACUACUACUAGAAGGCUGUUUUAGAGAACUUCAUCACCUGGAAAUCAUAGCAGGUACUGUUUUAUUAGGAUCAGUACGCUUAGUUCAUUAUCCUUUUUUCCUCCUUUAGGCCGAAGGAUAUAUAAGCUAACUGCUGCAUUAAAUAUGCCUUUAUUGUUUUUGUUUUGUAAGAUAGAUUAUAGAUUAGAAAAGUGGAAGUGGCAAAAAUUAUGUUGCUGAUGGUAACAAUGAUAGGGUUGAGAACUUGAUGUUUUAGACUAUUCUUAUGGAAAUUGAAUAAUGCCCUUGUCAUUUGUAGCCUGUACAAAUUCUAGUUUCCCAGUGUAUCUCCUAUUUCUUCUGAAAUUUGCAGGCAAGUAUGAUAGUUUCAUUGCGAUUUUUUU